UCUUCCUCUCCCCCUCCCUUUACUUCCUCUUCCAAAUGCAAAAAUUGAGAGCUCCGUCACGGCCCCUCUCCCUCCAUCGCCGGGCCAGGCUGGACCCUGGUCGCGGCCCAGGCCGCAAAACCGUCAUCUCUAUCGCGCGAGGCCGCGGGCCGGGCCGCAGUUGGGUCCCGGCCUGCUGCGUUAUUUAUGCCCUCCCCUUCAGUUUGACACCUACCUCCCUCUCCUCUCUAUUCGUCCAUAGAAAAGGUAAAGUUUUUACACAGUGCAGUCAGCAAUCAUAAAAACAUGAAACAAAUAUAAGUGUGGACUUUGUUGAAUAGUCAGCCAAAAACGUUUAACCAAUUACACUUUACACCAUUCAUUUCUAUUCCAUAUGGCGUACUACAUCUACAAGAGUAAAACUUCUGACUCCGUCCCUGGCUGAUAAUAUAAUCAGAUUCCAUUAUGUCGCUCUUCUCUUUCACUACAAUCCUCUGCUCCCUGCUUCACUCUCUCCCCUUUCUUAGUUUAACAGUUGGGGCAGUUUAUGAUCACAUACUUUUCCCAAAUCAAACACUUGUUAUUGGCCACAAUCUUGUUUCUCAAAACCAAGUUUUUGAAAUGGGUUUUUUCUCACCUGGCAAAUCCUCAAAUAGAUUCUUGGGAAUAUGGUACAAGACCACACCAGAUGUUGUAGCUUGGGUUGCAAACAGAAACCAUCCCAUCACUGCCCACCAAACACCAUAUUUUAUGAUAUCUGGAAAUGGAAGUCUUGUAAUAAACAGUGGCAAAAGCAUUAUCUGGUCAGCGAAUUCAUCAAGAGUAGCAACAAAUCCAGUUUUACAGCUGCUGGAUUCUGGAAACUUGGUUCUUCUAGACAACAUGGUGGAAGGCAGCUACCUAUGGCAGAGUUUUGAUCAUCCAACUGACACUUUAUUGCAGGGGAUGCAACUAAUGGAUGAUGCAGAUUCGGGGGUCGAGAAAUAUUUGUCCUCGUGGAGAAAUGCUGAUGACCCUUCUCCCGGAGAUUACAUAUUGAGGAUCGAAAACAAGGGCUUGCCUGAUGUUGUAACGCUGAGAGGGACAACAAAGAGGUACCGGCUGGGGAAGUGGAACGGUUUAUAUUUUGGUGGUGGUCCGCGCCUUCCCAACGCCAUGUACAAUGUCUCUGUGGUGUUCAGGCAUGAGAGGAUGAUAUCUGUGGAAGAGGCCUACGACAGCACGGCUGUCACGAGAAUAACGCUGGAUCCAUCCGGCACAAUGACACGCUAUACGCUCAAUGCUGGAAGAGACAGAUGGAAUCGCGCUUUCACUUUUCCUCAAGAUACAUGCGAUGAAUAUGGUAUUUGUGGUCCUAAUGGAAUAUGCAAAUCUAGGACUGACAGUCCGGUUAGAUGUCAGUGUUUUAAGGGAUUUUCUCCUAAGUUUCGAAGCUAUUGGGACCUUCAGGAUUGGUCGGGAGGGUGCACUAGAAUUGAGCCGUUGAAUUGCCAUGGUGGAGAUGGAUUUCUAGAGGUUGGAGGGGUGAAAUAUCCUGAGAUGUUGAGUUUUUGGUUGAACAUGACUAUGAGCCUUAGUGAGUGCAAAGCCGAUUGCUUGAAAAACUGUAGUUGCACUGCGUACGCAAAUCCAUUCAUUACUAAUGGAGGAAGUGGAUGCUUGAUGUGGUUUGGCGAACUCAUUGACACAAAGGAACUUUCAGCAGCAGAUAGCAAGCAGAACAUCUAUAUCCGCGUGCCAGUUUCUGAACUAGAUUUGAGCACAAGUUUAGAGGAUGAGAAGGAGAAUAAAAGGCCUAUGAAAUUAAUACUGAUAUCAAUAGCUUCUGGUGUUCUCAUCUCAACCUUUAUCAAUGGAGGCAUACUUUUUGUGGCAAGACUAAAGAGGCAAGUUAAAAGAAAAAGUGAGGACCUAGAAUUACCUGUGAUCAAAAUGGAGACUAUUGUGCAAGCAACAAAUAAUUUCUCCACCGAAAACAUGAUUGGGAUUGGAGGAUUUGGUUCUGUUUACAAGGGAAACAUGCCUUCCGGAGAAGAAAUUGCAGUCAAAAGAUUGUCGAGAUCCUCACACCAAGGUCUUGAAGAGUUCAGAAAUGAAGUUAUGGUGAUUGCAAAACUCCAACACAAAAACCUCGUCAAACUUUUAGGAUGUUGCAUUGAAGAAGACGAAAGGAUGCUAAUAUAUGAAUACCUAGAGAAUAAAAGCCUCGAUCUACUUGUUUUUGAUCAUAGUCGGAGCACACUUUUGACCUGGCCUAUGCGUUGUGACAUUAUUAUGGGGAUUGCAAGGGGACUGCUAUAUCUCCAUCAUGAUUCCAGAUUAAAGAUUAUUCACAGGGAUCUGAAAACGAGUAAUAUUUUACUAGACAGACAUUUAACUCCGAAAAUAUCAGAUUUUGGGUUAGCCAGAAUUUUCGAAGAGGAUCAAGCUCUUGCCAGAACAAAAAGAGUUAUAGGGACAUUUGGAUACAUGGCUCCUGAGUAUGCAAUUGAUGGGAAAUACUCAGUGAAAUCUGACAUCUUUGGUCUUGGAGUGGUUUUGCUGGAGAUAAUUAGUGGAAAAAAGAACAGAGGAUAUGAGGACACCAAUCACAAUCUUAACCUCUUGGGCCAUGCAUGGUUGCUUUGGAAAGAAAACAAGAGUUUGGAGUUGAUGGAUGGAUGUUUGAAGAAUACAGUUAGGGAGUGUGAAGUGAAGAGAUGCAUCCAAGUGGGGUUGUUAUGUGUUCAAAAAUGUGCAGAUGAUAGGCCAAUCAUGUCAUCAGUGGUUUCAAUGUUAGGAUCUGAUGGAGUAGUUUUGCCAGAACCAAAAGAGCCUGGAUUUUUUAUUCAAAGAAGUUCAAGCCCUGUGGAAAGUUAUGCAUCACCAAGUCUUAAGUCAGAGAACACAAUCACCAUUACAGACUUGGAGGCCAGAUGAGGAAACCCUCAGAGUGCUGUGCUCCCUAUGCUCCCUAUCCAUCUCUUUCUUUCUCUCUUUUAAUGGGAGAGAGAUUUCAAGAGAGAGAAAGGUGUUUUAUCUAACCGUUUAUAUUUGACAUCCUUCAGUCAAAAUGUUGCUUGAGGGGUCUUCUACCUCCAGUGUAAAUUUCAAGACGAUCGGAAAGCAUUUGUAGUAUUUCAUAAUGAUCAAUGAAUGAAGAAAGAAGAGAGUUUUGAUAA
Salvia hispanica is the source of this 3140-nucleotide messenger RNA. RefSeq names its product G-type lectin S-receptor-like serine/threonine-protein kinase At4g27290. Lineage: Eukaryota; Viridiplantae; Streptophyta; Magnoliopsida; Lamiales; Lamiaceae. The record is from RefSeq and is a predicted model, not a curated record. Gene Ontology annotation, biological process: recognition of pollen; protein phosphorylation. Gene Ontology annotation, molecular function: protein serine/threonine kinase activity; ATP binding. Gene Ontology annotation, cellular component: plasma membrane.